AUGUCACCACCGCGUCGCCAUAGUUCACGAAGUAGCAAAAAAGCUAUCGCUGAUUUCGGAAAGCCAUUUAUUAAAUCUUCACGCGCACAAAGUAAUGCUACUGUUAAAUAUACUGAAACUAAACCGAAAGAUGCCUGGGCUACUCUCGUGCCCUCGGGUGAGACGUGUAAUAGUCUAAUACCUAUUUAUUUGACUGACAACACUCAUUACUUGGGAGCUCAACCUGAAGAUGGCGUUUUUAAGAGUCUAUUAGCUGACCCUAGAAUCGACGUGCUACACUGUGCUAUUUUUAAAGAAUAUAAAGAGUCUAUAGGAACAAUCGUAAAAUUACAAAAUUUAAGUCAAGAUGGUGCUGUUCGAGUUUUAGAUCGUGAUUUAAUGUCUAAACAAUAUGUCGAAUUAAAAGAUGGCGAUUAUAUACGAUUUCCUUCUUCAAAAGGUCAUUGGUAUAUUUAUAGAAUUGAGAUCGAUUUAAAAUCAAAAGUUAUGUUUCAUAGUGUAUACGAUAUUAAAGGUACUCUUGGAAAAGGUCAUUUUGCUGAAGUAAUGUUAGCUACUCCUAAAAAUUCUAUCGCUGGUAAUGAAUCAAGAUUACAAGAGUAUGCCGUAAAAAUUAUUGAUAAAAGUAACAUGACGAAAAAUUUUAAUGAACAAAAACUUCAUGAUGAAAUUAUAGUAAUGUACAAGAUUUCUCAU
Messenger RNA from Dentiscutata erythropus, 696 nucleotides. The record is from the annotation of a GenBank genome assembly. Lineage: Eukaryota; Fungi; Glomeromycota; Glomeromycetes; Diversisporales; Gigasporaceae.